This is a messenger RNA of Gopherus evgoodei (Goodes thornscrub tortoise), 4846 nucleotides long. RefSeq names its product pseudouridine-metabolizing bifunctional protein C1861.05-like. Lineage: Eukaryota; Metazoa; Chordata; Testudines; Testudinidae. The transcript has 20 exons. The record is from RefSeq and is a predicted model, not a curated record. The coding region runs from base 141 to 2399 and encodes 752 amino acids. Gene Ontology annotation, molecular function: pseudouridylate synthase activity; kinase activity.
GGGCACAGUCACGGCGGUGCAAGGCUACACAGAGACGAUGCCUCCCUAGCCGGACCGCUGCCGGGGGGCCCAGACAGAGGGACCAGUUGCAGAGCCCCAGCUGCUUAGGCUGUUAAUGAUAGACUAUCUCAGCGUUGAGCAUGUGGCUGGAAUGCGGAACAGCUCAAGCCAAUUCUGCUGCAAGCCCCACCAGUCCCACCUCCCUGCAGAGCUGCUUGAGUGACAAUUUAGUGCAGACAACAGCCCAUGUAUGUCAGACAGAAACUCAGAGUGCCAUCCCUGCACACAGCAUGAUUGGAAAUCUGGCCUGUACCUUGGGAAGACAAACAGGUGCUGUGGCUCCUAGGAUCAUCCAGAUGAGAAGAUUCCUACAUGGAACUCAUUUCAGGGUUUCAUCUUCUGUGGAGGAAGCUCUGACUGAUGGGAGACCAAUCGUAGCCUUGGAGAGUACCAUCAUUACACAUGGCAUGCCCUAUCCCCAGAAUUUGAGCAUGGCCAGAGAGGUGGAAGAGAUUGUAAGGACAAAUGGGUCAGUACCUGCAACCGUGGGCAUUUUAAAUGGCAGGAUCCACAUCGGCCUCAAUGAUGAGGAACUUCAGUUUCUGGCAAAGAGCAAAAAUUUAGUUAAGGUAUCUCGGAGGGACCUGCCCUACGUUCUCAGCCAGGGUUUGUCUGGCGGUACCACUGUGUCAGGGACAAUGAUUGUGGCACACAAAGCAGGAAUCCCCGUGUUUGUGACAGGAGGGAUCGGAGGGGUCCAUCGCGAAGGAGAGAAGACUAUGGAUGUGAGUGCUGACCUGACCGAGCUAGGACGCACUGCAGUUGCUGUAGUUUCUGCAGGCGUUAAGUCUAUUCUGGACAUUGGUAGAACACUGGAAUAUCUGGAAACUCAGGGUGUCUGUGUGGCUGCCUUUGGAGACUCAAGGGAAUUCCCUGCCUUCUUCUCCCGCCAGAGUGGUUUCCAAGCACCGUGUCAGGUGCAGAAUGAGGAGGAGGCUGCCAAACUUAUUGCCAGUACAUUGGCACUGGGCCUGGGCAGUGGAGUUCUGAUUGCAGUGCCCUGCCCUAAGGAGGACGCUGCUUCAGGACAGAUCAUUGAAGAUGCCAUCCAAGAAGCUCUGAGCAACGCCCGAUCGAAAGGGAUCACAGGGAAAGAGCUGACUCCCUUUAUGCUACAGAAGGUGAAUGAACUGACUAGUGGAAAAUCGCUGGACUCCAACAUUGCUCUGAUCCAGAACAAUGCCAGAGUGGGCAGCCGCAUAGCUGUGGCCCUGAGCAAGAUCCAAACUGCCACAGGGAAGGGCAACCUGCUUCGGUGUGAGAAAGUAACUGCACUUAGGCCUGUGGUGAUUGGAGGCAUCAAUGUGGACUUCAUAGCCAAGGCGAGGAAUACCACCAUACAGGCUGGCGGACAGACAAACGCUGGGCAAGUGAGCCAAUCUUUCGGAGGUGUGGGGAGAAACCUGGCAGAUUGUUUAAGCCGUCUUGGGAAGACCCCUCUCUUUAUCUCAGCUCUGGGGAAGGAUGAACAUUCAGAGUCCAUCUUGCGUUACUGUCAUCACAUGGACAUGGCAGGAGUCCUUCAGCUUGCAGGGCACAGUACAGCUACCUACUGUGCAGUGAUUACAGGCAGCGGGGAGCUCAGCCUUGGCUUGGGAGACAUGGACAUCCACCAGCAGAUAACAGAGCAAUACGUGUCCAGGUUCAAGGAGAGUCUGUGCUUGGCCCCACUGGUAUGUAUUGAUGGGAACGUGCCAGUUGCCACCAUUCAGUACGUCUGUGAAAUUGCUACAGAGCACCAGAUACCCGUGUGCUAUGAGCCAACAGAUGAGAACAAGGCUUCUAAGCCAUUCCUUUCAGACAGCUGGAAAGCGCUGACCUACAUCUCCCCGAAUCUGCGAGAACUAAGGGCAAUAAAUCGGACCCUCGGGCACCCUGUGCCAGCAGAGCUGCCAUCCAGGCUGGAGGAUGUUGUUAGGACUGCGAUGACCCUAACCCACCCUUUGCUGACACAACUGCAUUGUGUGGUGGUGACACUCGGCAUGCAUGGAGUCCUCUUGUGCGGCAGAAGAGUGGAAGGGAGUGUCUCGCUGUGCCCUGGAACUCGCAAACAGAAUGCUGCAGGCGAGCUCUGUGCCACCCACUACCCAGCAAUCCCCAUCUCCAGGGAAGAGAUAGUGAAUGUCUCAGGAGCGGGUGACAGUUUAAUGGCAGGGAUAAUCGCUGGGCUACUUGCUGGGCAUGACACAGAUACCUGCGUCCGGAUGGGCCUGCUCGCUGCCUGCCUCUCCCUCCGUUCAUACGAGCCCAUCUCCCAGGAGAUCAGUUCUGUCAGCGUGAACCUGGAACAGGUCAGGGCUAGGAGCUGGCCAGAGGUGAAGAUGUGGAAGAUGAAUUAGAGCUUGUGCUCUAGAGCUCUAGCAGAUGUUACCUCGCCAUUCCAACCACACCUGAAGCGCAACAUGACUUCAUAUUUCUACCCCCCACUGUCAGUCCCCCAAUGCAACACAGCCAAUAUCUGGUACUGCAUCUCCCAGAAAGCAAAAAAUCAGGGUGCUUAAACAGCUUGGGUUGCACCUUCCUGAAAAAGCUUGUAUUUCUUCCUCCCAUAUUUGUAGCGUAGUCAGCUGUUCCUCCAGCCCAGAGAGUUGAACCAAACUCCUUUGAACCGCCCUGCUCAGCCACCACUUCGGCAAAACAAUGGAUAGCUCAGACAAUAUGCUUAUUAUAUAUGCGCUGGCCAAACAGCAGCCCACUGGCACACAGUUCUAGACCAUGGCCCCAUGAUCAAAGUAGAGCAUUGUACGCUGGGACUUAAAUAUCUAGAAACUUCUAUAGCCCCUCUGCAAUGUCCAAGUGCUUCCAAAACACAUAUGAACAUAACCUCACAUCUCCUCACUGAGGUGGGAAAGCACCGUUCUUGUAUUACAAAUGGGGGAUGGAGGCACAGAGAUUAAGUGACUUCCCCAAGGCCUCAGUGAGUCUAUAGCACAGCUGGGAACGGAACCAAGAUUUACCAGUUCCCAGCCCAGUGCUUAACCACAAGACCAUCCUUCUACCUAUGGCUUUUCUGGCAUCCAACUUUUUAUUACUGAGGGCAGUAACAAUUUGCACCAUUAAUACAAAUUAGAUACAGUCCUUCAGCUUCUGGCAAGUUGCUAAUCCUCUGACCACUGAGAGAACAAACCUAUGAGAAGUAGCUUUAUUCCAUCUGGCACUGGGGAGCUCUUAGGGUCACAUCUCCCCCCCUUAUAAAGCUGCAGGAGGGUUAGCCACUGGCUCACCUGGAGGCAACAAGUCAGACCCCCUUUCCUGGAUGAGACUUCUGCCACCAUAUUCUGUUCCCUUCAUUUGGAAAAAAGUUCUGUUUUGUCUCCUUUGUCUGUUCAGUCUCCAAGACAUAGUAUCAGACAGAGGCUCUAUAAUCUCACUUAGAGUGCUGUUACAAACAUUUCACAGUGACAUUAAUGACCAGUGUGUUAGUAGAUUUCCAACAGUAUAUUACAUGUCACCUUUUAUAUAAAUAUAACUGGUGUGAGAGGUGUAUGAGGUUGUCAGGCCUGACAAGAGUCACCGAGACACAGUAGUGAACUACCGCUGGGCCGCUGUGUCACAGGAGCCUAAAUACCUCAGAGGACCUGGGGCUAGAUAUCACCUCAAACCAUUUUCAGGUCACAAGUGACAAUGAAGGUGAUGAUUUUAAGACCAAAUCCUAGCUCACCUCACAAGAGCCACUAUGCAAGUCCAUGUGUUUUCAGUUCCAAAUGCUCAGAAGACAUCCAUGGGGUUUUACAAGUUAGAUGGAAGUAUAUGGUUAGUGAAACAUCCUGUUAUGUGUCAGCCUGAACUUGCUGGCAGUGCUUAAAGUAGUCUUAAAAAAGUGGGAGGUUUCACGUAAGCUGGGAGCAGCAGCUGUGGUAAGACAGUGCUUAAAGUGUGUGUGUGUGUGUGUGUGUGUGUGUAUGUGAUCCAGCUCAAUUUUUCCCUCACUGGGUCUCUAAUUUCCAACCUUACAACUUUAAGCACUGCUCCUUGGGGUUAUUCAAUUUUCAGCUUCAGAGUUAAGUGGACUGGUGGUUGUCUGUGCAAUUAAACCUCCUGCACUGGUGCCCUUAUUGAUAGAGAGCCAUUGUGGGGUGUAUGUGUGUAGCAUUAGCCCUCCAGUAUUACAGUGGCCCAACCUUCCUCCUCUUCAAAAUCAGCGGGUGGUGUUAGCAAUUCAUUGGCUAAAUUCAGCAGCAAGGCCAGCUAAGGUAGAGGAAUAACUUUUUUCUCACCUCUGAGCACUGGAAGUUGCGCUUUGCACCACAGGAAAAAAAGCAGGAAUCUUCUCUGCCUGUUAUACAGUCUCUGGGGUAUUAAUUUUUCACUAAGACUAUGUCUACACUAUGAGCUGGGGGUGUGAUUCCCUACUUGUGUACACAUACUUGCACGAGCUCCCAUCGAGCUAACAUCUUUCCCCACCACCUUUGUGUACUCAGGGGGCAACCUCAGCCUAACCAGAGUGGGCGGACCAAGGGUCUUUCCAUUGGAACCAGUGAAAGAAACAGGCACUCCCAAUAUCCCAGUGGUGAAAGUGCAUAAUUAGUCAUCUAAGGUAUUUAAAAAUGUAUGGUUGUAAAAGAUGCCUUUGAGACCAAAUUAGCCCCUUCCUCUCAUGCACCUCCCUGCACCUGAUGUGCACAGUUUGCCUGCAGAUAUAUUUAUUUAUCUCAAAUCUGCCUGCAAAUAAUUUAGCCAAAAUAUUCCAUGAUCACAACUGGGAAAGAGUACACUAGACGUGCACAGAUACCUUUGGAAAGAGGGCAGGGGGUGUUGCUAGUGGGAGGGCUGUGAGAGAGUUUGG